UCAAGAAAUGAUGAUAACAUUCCUUACAGCAUUAGCCAGCGCUCAGCAGCAUUGCUCUGAAGGCUGCAGGCAAUGGCAGUUGAAUUUCCAGUCGAUCGAGCCAGGGAGCCCUCCAAUGGGGAAGUAUCCGCGGCGAGCUCUCCGAUCCCUAAGUCGGCGGUGAAUCCCCAAGACGAGAUAAGAGCUGUCGCCGGCAUCAUCUCCGAUCAACCUCUCCCCAACCCCGAACCCGGCGUCUGGGCCGUUCUCACUGCAAUCUCCAAGAAUGCACGCCUUCGUCCCCAGGGAGUCAACAUGCUAUUGACUGAGGAUGAGCUUUGCAUUGGCCGUUGUGUAGAGGAUCGUUUCCAGAUCAAUUCUAUCUCCAUUAGUGCAAAUCAUUGCAAAAUUUCUAGAGAAAGAGAGACUCAUACAGAUGGUAAGGCAGAUUCCAGCAUCCGCUUCUCAGCCUUUUUGAAAGACACCAGCACCAAUGGGACUUACCUUAAUUGGGUAAAGCUUAGAAAGAAUUCUAAAGCCAGAUUGACACAUGGAGAUAUCUUGUCUUUUGUUUCACCCCCACAUGGAGAUAAUUCUUAUGCAUUUGUAUAUCGAGAAGUUCCUGGUUCAAAUACUGAGGGUUUAAAAAGGAAAUCAGAGGACUUGAGCAAUGAGAGCAAAAGGUUAAAAGGUAUUGGAAUUGGUGCAUCUGAUGGACCUAUUUCUCUAGAUGAUGUUCGAAGCUUGCAACGAUCAAACAUGGAACUUAGGCAACAAUUGGAAUCUCAUGUUCUUACCAUUGAGGCUUUGCACAGUGAAAACAGGUUGAUAAAUGCUCGCCAUGAAAAUGAGCUGAAAGAGCUGAAGGAAACCGUCUCUAAUUCAUAUGACGGUCAGAUUAAAGAUCUGCUGAAUGUAUUAGAAGCAAAACAGAAAGAAUUAGAUGAUUUCAGUGCCACAUCUGCCGAACUGCAGAAUUCUAUCAAGGAUCUUAAUGAGAGACUUAAGGCAUCCCUGCAAUCACGUGCCGAUGCAGAUGAGAUAAUUAAUAGUCAAAAGGUAACCAUUUCAGAGCUAGAGACUCAAUUAGAUGAAGAAAGAAAUCAGAGAAGGGGGGAGCGGGAAAGAGCAGAAAUGGAUCUAAAGUCUGCCAUACAAAAAGCACAUUUAGAAUCUCAGGAGGAGAUUAAACGACAGGCUGAUGUUUACUUGAGGCAACAUAGAGAACAGCAAGAAUUGAUUGCUAAGCUUCAGGAUUCAGAGAAAGAGAGUCGAUUGCUUGUGGAAAUGCUAAGAUCUAAGCUGGAAGAUGCAAGGGAGAGUCUGGUAGCGUCCGAGAAGAAAGCUAGGCAGCUGGAAGCACAAAUUCAAGAUGAACUCAUGGCUUCUGCUAAUACCAGAAAAAAAAUGGAUGCUGCAGAGUCUGAAUUAAGAAAAUUAAGGAAUGAACUCGAAAAUGAGAAGCAGGUGGCACGGGAAGAAGCGUGGGCUAAAGUUUCGUCCCUUGAACUUGAAAUUGCUGCUGCUAUUCGUGAUCUAUCCAUUGAAAAGCAAAGGUUUCAGGGAGCUAGAGAAAGACUUAUUCUACGGGAAACCCAACUAAGGGCUUUCUACUCAACGACUGAAGAGAUUUCUGCACUAUUUUCAAAGCAGCAGGAGCAGCUGAAGGCAAUGCAGAAGACCUUGGAAGAUGAAGAGAACUAUGAAAACUCCUUAUUUGCUGCUGAUUCAAACAUGCCUGUUAAUCUAAAUUUCAAUAUUGCCCAAACCAGACAAAAUCCAAAAGAAUCUUCAAGCGCAUCCACCCCAAAGAAUUCUCUUCUGAAAAUUGAUGGUAAGUAUGACUAUGAUGAUGAUGACGACGACGACGACGAUAUCUGCACCACUCAGAAGAAUGAAUGUCGAAAUGAUAGUCAAGAUGGUAACACUCAAGACCUAGAAGGCGGAACAGCUGAUAGGUUACCUCGAGCUUUUGGCUCAGACAUCGAUGGUGUUGGAACUGAAGUUGUUCCUGAUUUAAACUUGAUUGAUACAGAACGAGUUCUCGGAACCGAAAGCCAAAUCGAUGAAAGAGGUGCUGCUGUUGCUCUCCUCAAAUGCCGCAAGCUUGCCAGUGAUACAAUGCAGAUUGACGACAAAGUCAGAGCCGACGAUAACGACGAACCUCUGGCCGGCCAUUGUGAUCUCAAAACCAGCCCAACAUCCCAGCAAAGAAAGGAGGAUAAUGAAGCUAGCACAAUCAGAACUGCUGACCUCUUGGCUUCAGAAGCUGCAGGGAGUUGGGCGAUUGACACUGCUCCAUCAGUUUAUGGGGAAAAUGAAUCUCCAGAAGAUCAUGCUGUAGGUGCUGAGGCUGAAGCCCAUGCAGCUACUGCUUGUCUAAUGCUUGGCUCUGAUGGCCAGGCGACGGGGAGUCAGAGCAAUUCGACGCGCAGCAUCACCAAACUUGUUACUAAAGAGCACCGAGCGCUUUCUGCCAUGAUUAACAUCGUCGAACCUGAUUUCAGGCAUAAAUUUCCCGGCUGUGUUGGUGCGACGCAGAGCGAGUCGCCCUCGGAUGCAGAAACAGAGGAAGACAGUAAUCAUAUUAAAGGCAGUGAUAAAAAUGAUGAUGAUGAUGAUGAUGAUGGUGAUUGUAGUGCAGAUGAUGCAACAAAUGGAGCUGAUGUGAUGAUAGAAGAUUCUGUUGGCUGAUUGAAACUGCUUUUUUUUUAUGAUUUCUGCUUACAUGAUGUAAAAAUGUGUUUGC
Phalaenopsis equestris is the source of this 2728-nucleotide messenger RNA. RefSeq lists its product as uncharacterized. The transcript has 13 exons. Gene Ontology annotation, molecular function: protein binding. The record is from RefSeq and is a predicted model, not a curated record. The coding region runs from base 73 to 2673 and encodes 866 amino acids. Lineage: Eukaryota; Viridiplantae; Streptophyta; Magnoliopsida; Asparagales; Orchidaceae.